Molecule: messenger RNA, 786 nt
Organism: Phalaenopsis equestris
Lineage: Eukaryota; Viridiplantae; Streptophyta; Magnoliopsida; Asparagales; Orchidaceae
Product: pollen-specific protein C13-like
Exons: 2
Coding region: 56-541 (161 amino acids)
Source: RefSeq, a predicted model, not a curated record
AUCGAAACAAAUUGAAAAGAAGAAGAGCAGAAAUCAUUAAAAACAGAGCAAACUCAUGGCGUUGACCAAGUUCCACCUCCUCGCCUUCAUCUGCCUCGUCUCCUCCAUCGCCCUGGUGACCUCCAUCGAUACCUUCUCCAUCCAAGGCCGCGUCUACUGCGACACCUGCCGAGCUGGCUUCGAGACUAAUAUCACCGAAUACAUCCCAGGGGCGAAGGUUCGGGUCGAGUGCACCCAUUUCUUGACAAAUAAGGUGGAGCAUUCUAAUGAAGGUGUAACAGAUUCAAGCGGAUCUUAUAAGAUUACUGUGUCGAAUGAUCACGCAGAUGAGAUUUGCGAGGUGGUGCUCGUCGAAAGCCCGCAGGAAAACUGCAUGGAGAUCGAGAAAGGUAGAGACAGAGCCCAAGUUUUGCUCGCGAAUGAUGGAGGCAUAAGCGGGAAUACAAGGCACGCGAACUCACUUGGUUUCCUCAGGAAUGAGCCUCUUCCUUUCUGCGCACAGCUGCUUCAGGAGUAUUUUGGGCAAGGAGAGGAAGACUAGUAAUGCAUGCAAUUUUUUAGCUAUAUCGCGUGGCCUUAAUUUGUUAAAAAGGCUUAAAAGUUGAGUAUUUUAUGGCUUUGUUGUAGGUCUCAAAAUUUACCACAUUGUGUGUAAGUUUGUGUUGUCGAGUUUCAUCGAAAUGAUAAGUUUGAUUAUGUAAGUUGGAAAGUCAUUGGAAAAGAUUAAUUACUUGGACUUAUUAUGUAUUGAUUGCCGGUAGGCUUUUUGUGGAGUAACAGAUUUAA